CCGGUCUAUAGCCCUUGCAAGGUAUAGUGACCAUGUGUAUAUCACCAUCCACUACUGUCUGUCCCAAGAAUGAAACCAGAAGCUGACUCCUUUGCUCGCUUGCAUCUGCCUUGUACUUCAAAGACCCUUCCAGCGUGAUAUUCUUGAAUGUACUACGACCCGUAUCUGUCACCUAUCAGUACCAUGCCCCUUCAUGCCUCAGUCUAUGUAUCCCCUUCGAUCCCAUGGUCCCUUCCCAACGGUCAACCAGGCGGUCCCUGGUCUCCAAUCUCAAGCACCCUCAUCCACACGGACACACAAGCCGUCCUAGUCGACACGCCCAUCACACAAUCCCAAACCGCCGAUCUAGCCAGCUGGAUCGAGCGCACUCUACCCGCCACAGCAAGCCUAUCGUACAUCUACAUCACUCACGGCCACGGAGACCACUGGUUCGGCACGAAUGCACUGCUCCAGAGAUUCCCCGGCGCUCGCGUCGUCGCGACUAAGGACACAAUAGCACAUAUGCAGAGUCAGAUCGAACCACGCAUCUUCAAAGCGAUGUGGUCGUCAAGAUUUCCCGGACAAAUCGACACUAGUUUCCAUCUUGCUGAACCUUUACCCGAGAGCGGUGAAUUCUGUAUCGAUGACAAAGAUACUAGUUAUAAGAUGAAGGCCAUCGAAGUCGGACAUGCGGAUACACAUAGCUCCACGGUCCUCUGGUGCGAGGACCUCAGGCUAGUGGUGGCAGGGGACGUGGUAUACGGCGAUGUACAUCAGAUGCUGGGCGAGGCUAACACACACGCUCUGCGUCUGGAGUGGGUUGCGGCGAUCGAUAAAGUCGCUAGCCUGAAUCCGAUGACGGUGGUCGCGGGACAUAAGAAGCCCGAUGAAAUCGAUGGGGUGUGGCACCUUGCCAGAUCGAAACAGUACAUUCUCGACUUUGACAAGUUGGUCGAGAGUGGGGAGUGUAAGACCGUGAGGGAUCUGGUUGCGAGGAUGAAGAGCUUGUGGUCGACGAGGUUCAAUGAUGGGGCGCUGGUCGUGGGCGCGAUCAAUGCGCUAAAGGUCAAGAAGAAGGGAGGGAGUGGCAAGUUGUAACGUUACAAUAUACAGCUCUGUGAUCGUUCAAGGGGACGCUUCGUAAGACGGACGCUAUGACACAAGACCUAGUCAAUCGAGGUAGUCCACGGCCCUCAACCGGGUGGAGUCAAC
Molecule: messenger RNA, 1191 nt
Organism: Exophiala viscosa
Lineage: Eukaryota; Fungi; Ascomycota; Eurotiomycetes; Chaetothyriales; Herpotrichiellaceae
Product: putative metallo-beta-lactamase domain protein
Exons: 1
Coding region: 148-1077 (309 amino acids)
Source: RefSeq, a predicted model, not a curated record